Cutaneotrichosporon oleaginosum is the source of this 1090-nucleotide messenger RNA. RefSeq lists its product as uncharacterized. Gene Ontology annotation, biological process: 'de novo' pyrimidine nucleobase biosynthetic process; 'de novo' UMP biosynthetic process. Lineage: Eukaryota; Fungi; Basidiomycota; Tremellomycetes; Trichosporonales; Trichosporonaceae. Gene Ontology annotation, molecular function: orotate phosphoribosyltransferase activity; orotidine-5'-phosphate decarboxylase activity. The record is from RefSeq and is a predicted model, not a curated record.
CGGAUCUUCUCUUUCUUCUGCUCGCGCAGCAAGCACCAUGCCCCACCCCACCACGCUCAAGACGUAUGGCGCGCGCGCGGCCGCGCACCCGAACGCGACGGCGCGCCGCCUCCUCGAGACGAUGGAGCGCAAGAAGACCAACCUCUGCGUCUCGGUCGACGUGACCAAGUCUGCGGACGUGCUCGAGGUCGUCCGCCGCGUCGCCCCCGCCGUCUGCAUGGUCAAGACGCACAUCGACAUCAUCGAGGACUUUACGCCUGCGCUGACCGCCGAGCUCGCGCGCCUCGCGGACGAGAACGACUUCGUCAUCUUCGAAGACCGCAAGUUCGCCGAUAUCGGCAACACCGUCAGCCUGCAGUACUCGAGCGGCGUGCACCGCAUCGCCGAGUGGAGCCACAUGACGAACGCACACCCCCUCCCCGGCCCGGGGAUUAUCACGGGCCUCGGCGUCGUCGGCAAGCCUCUCGGCCGCGCCCUCCUCCUCCUCGCUGAGAUGAGCAGCGCAGGAAACCUCGCUACGGGCGAGUACACGCGCACUGCGGUGCGCAUGGCGCGCGAGGCCGGGCGUGAUUGGGUCGUUGGGUUUAUUGCCAUGGGCCGUGUCGACGAGGGCGGAGACGCAGACGAGGACUUCCUCGUGUUGACCCCUGGCGUCGGGCUCGUCGCUAAGGGCGACAAGCUCGGCCAGCAGUACAGGACACCCCGCGAGGUUGUUUACGACUCGGGCUGCGACGUGAUCAUCGUCGGACGCGGCAUCUAUGGCGUGCAAGGCGGCGCGGAAGCUGUCCUCGCCGAGGCGGAGAAGUACCGCGCUGAGGGGUGGAAGGCGUACGAGGAGCGCCUGAGUAAGGCAUAGAGGAGCAAAACUAUUGUCACAGUCUAGUGUUACAUGCAUACGAGCCCCGGGUUGUUGGACAUCUCCUAUGCUGUGACGUGGGCCCCUCACCGAGGAUGCCCCCCAUAUACAUUAUGUACGCGUAGAUCCCUCGCCAGCCGUCAUUAGGUGGCAGUUGACACCAUGACUAGUCCGAGUCAACCUCAAUGUAAUCGUCGUCAUCGUAGUCUUCUCCGAACAUGAAGUCGUCCUCAU